AUGGUCAUCGGGAAUCAGAAGAAAAUCAGCGAAGCCAAAGAUGUUUCUGUAUGUUUUGAAUUGGGUUAUUUUUAAUUUUUUGUCAAUUUAAAAAAAUCUCUUUUUCAAGCUAAAUUGGGCCAAGGCUUUUAGACUUGACAAUCGUGAAUUAAUUCAGAUACUCUUAAAUUUCACCCCGAAGUUAAAACACUUUAAAGAAAGUUUUUUUUUAAUUUUCAGAGUGGAUUAUUGAUCAAUGUUAUACGGACAAUUGCCACAAGUGCAUCAGACGAUCAACGCGAAUUGGCUCGAGAACGGCUACAGACUGGCUACCAAGACUCGGGUAAAGUAAUAGACCGUUUGUUAACAGAACAAGAAGAAGAUGUUAAGACAAGUGUGGAGUCGUUUAGAGAUGUGGCUACAAAUAUUAGAGGUUAGCUGAUUAAAGUUUGUUGUUUUAUCUUUAGGUAUUGCUGUGAAGGUGCUGUGGAAGUACUCAAUGUUUUAAGUAUGGUAAAAAUGUGAAGCAUGAAUAUACAGUUUGUUUAUUACAUAAUAUUUGUUUUUUGUAGAAUGUCGAGAAAGAAUAAAUCGAGUCCAAAACGCUUUAUCAGCCAGCAGAAACUUGCUACAAAGUCGUAGAGAUGAACUAAAGAAGUUAUGGAUGGAAAAUUUGGAACAAAAAAAGAUUGGUCAGAUCCUUGAACAAAUGUAAGUAUAAUACAAUAUUCUUAUCAUUUUGUCGAGUUUAGAUAUUGGAUUGCACUAAUACUCAAUAUUUGAAUUUUAUUAUUUAGAGAGGAAGUGAAGAAUAUGGAACGAAUCGUUGACGGUUUAAUGAAAGAAGAAAAAUUCCGUGAAGCUGUUGAUAAGCUGAAACGAGCUGAUAUUGCUCUAAAUGGACCAUUAUCUGCUAUCGAGGGGCUUCACCAACUUCGAACGAAUAUUAUAGAUACUAGUCAACACGUACUAAAUGUUAUAAUUGAAAAGUUGCUGGAAUGGUUGGUGGCUGAACCUUUUGAACGACAGGUAAUUUUUUGGUUCGUGAUAGGGCAAAGUAUGGGAAGAGUUUGAAAAUUCCAAAAAGUCAAUUGUUACCAAUUCUAAUGAAAUUAUUUUAGCUUUUUGAAGUAAUUCGAAAAUUGUCUGAGUCAGCGAUUGCCGAGUCAGCAGUUUGUGCCCGGCUCUUGGAGAAGAAGUACCCCGACUUUAUCACCAAUAUCACUGGCACCCAAACUCAAAUUGGUGUGGAUUUGGCAAAAGACCGUAAAACUGAGCUGAAUUUAAAAAUUGUGGAUGCGUUGGAGGCCUUAAUGGUGUUUGAUCAACUAGAUACUGCUCUGGAUCAAUUGGCUCUAAGGACUCCGAAGUUGUGCAAAACUGCGUUGAGUGAUACUGUGAAUCUAUUGAGUACGCUACAUGCAAAUGAAGGCUUGGAUUCUAAUCAUCUGGUUCAUUUCAUCAAUGUUGUAAGAAGUUGCGAAUUUUCUACGAGAAGAAAUUUUUUAAAAUGAUUUAACUUUUUGAACAGUAUGCUUUGUUUAAUACUGUUGUUUUUCAGCUGAUCGCUGAAAUGCGUGCCUGCUUUUAUGGUCAUAAAAUUCUAGCCGAUGAGGUGGGCCGACUUCGAAUGAACGAGGAAUGCAAAAAAGAAGUGAUUUGGCGAUAUUGGGACGGAAUGCAAUCAGUGAUGGAGACGGUGGUCAGUGACCAUGUCGACAUCUACCCCAUGAAGUCGGACACGCAGGAGAAGACGGUGGACAAACGCAGAAUUCUUUUCAGAUUCUCGAAUACUGCCGCUGUGUCCGGCUCUACUGGAAUCGUCGCGAAACAGCAGGUGGGGGGAAACUUUAAGAAUGGGAAGGGCAGUCUUAUGCAAGGCUGUAAUUUUUAUAUUAAAAAGAUGUAUUUUUCAGCCGUUUGCUCUAAUAUGUCCAGCAGAUCCCUACAACAUCAUUCCGAUCUUUCAUCCUUUGAACCGGUUCUGUCAUGAAAUAGAGGCGAAUAUCGACCAGUCGCCGUGCAAGUUGCACACCUUCUUACACGCCUUUGUAAUGGACAUAUUUAUCGAGCGGAUUCGCAAAGAUAUGGACCAAAAAAUUGACUACGCUUUAAGUGGCAACGAGGUCUGGCAAACUCUUGCCACCGUUGGUGGGUCAAAAAAUGUAAGUUUGUUUUAAAAGGAUAACUUGAGGUAUAUUGCUGUAAUCUUAUUUUCGUAUUUAGAAAAUAUUAGUAUCAUGCAAGCGAGUAUUUGAGUUGUGCGAACAAAUUGGACAAUUCAUUAACAGUAUGGAUGCCUAUACUCAACGUUUUGCUUCUUUAUGGGUAUUGAUCAUGGAAGAAUAUACGAAAACUGCUACUGAAAUGUAUUCUAGGGUAAGGGUAACUUAAUAAGACUUAAAAUUUAUUCUACAGUGCGCAGUCUUUUCAAUAGCUUUUAGCUAAAAUAGGCUUUACUUCUGCGUUAAUGCUACAUCGCGCUUUUUACAGAUAACACACAGUCGUACUGUACAAGGUGACAAGAUGACCGAACAUUCGAAAACUUCGGCGAAUUGGGCGGUUGACGAAGACAUUAGUCGGCUUUUGAAGUCGUUACCAUCGUGGCAAGUAGUUGUAAAUCAAACUCCACUAACUGGCGACAUGACUCCAGGCGGAAUCUUGAGUUUGAACGAAAGCGAACAGGUAAAAAACGAUUGUAAUAUGUAUCAAUAUUUUUUAAAUUUCAGGACAUUCGUCUUAGGACCCAAAGAGAGUCAGAAAUUCUGAUCUCCAAUCUCGGAUCCCUUGCCAAAAUAGACCACCACGCCGUAAUCACCGAUAUUAACCAUGCCAAAGCCAUUAUUUGUAUGCACGAAAGUCUACAAUGGUUCAGUCAAAAUAUGCGCCAUCUGAUUGCCACGAUCCCGACAAAGGCUAAGCAAGCGAUGAAGUGUCUUGUCCACAUCCGCAGCCCAGACGGCCAAGUUGUGGAACAACUCCUCAGCGACGCACUGGAACAACGCCUGGCUUCCGUAGAACAAAUGUCUGAAACCUGUCUUCUGAUGCUCCACCUGGAGCUUCGAGUGCACUGCUUCUAUCACCUACUGCCUUUGGCCAGAGGCAAUGCUCAGGACGAAAACGAUAGGGAAAUCGAGAACUUCCGAAGGGAUCUGACUCAAUUCCAUCUUCUUUUAACCCAUCACAUUGCGGCAAAUAAGCUUAAGUAUCUGUUUGACGGCUUGGGACAUUUGUGUGCUAGCAUUUUCAUACAUUGCAGGUACGGUCAACUAUUAAUAACGGAAUGAUUUUGGUUCAAAAUGAUUAAGUUUAUUCCUUUUUUUAUAUGCUUUAAAAUUUUAAUAAUGGUCUCAACUUUUAGCCAGUACAUCCAGAAAUUGACAGAAAACGGCCGAAAACGAGUAUGUCGGACGAUUUUCGCGGUUCAGAAGACCAUCAGCAAAUUGACAGCUCGUCCAGAAGCCGAACUUACUCGCGCACAGGUCUUUUUCGAGCUUUUGAACAAGUCGCCUGACCAACUUCUGGCUCAGAUUCGCGAACGUGGCCGACAAUUCACCGACUUGGAGUACCGCUACCUACUAGCGUUGGCCAUUCGCUCACACCCUGUACUGUCCUCUCAACACGGUGUACUGGAACUCAAACUGAAUCAACUCAACGAGAUUCUGAGUCAAGCAAGGAAGUAG
Bursaphelenchus okinawaensis is the source of this 3662-nucleotide messenger RNA. Lineage: Eukaryota; Metazoa; Nematoda; Chromadorea; Rhabditida; Aphelenchoididae. The record is from the annotation of a GenBank genome assembly.